Molecule: messenger RNA, 1935 nt
Organism: Penicillium paradoxum
Lineage: Eukaryota; Fungi; Ascomycota; Eurotiomycetes; Eurotiales; Aspergillaceae
Exons: 2
Coding region: 1-1935 (644 amino acids)
Source: RefSeq, a predicted model, not a curated record
AUGCCACAAAGCGCAUACUCCUCCAAGCGGGCCCCCAAGAGCUCUGCCAAAAACGUCCACCCUCGUCCCUCAACCCCCGAGUCCAACAUCAUGCGGACUCUCGACAUGUCACCCAAGGCUAAUCAGUCUCGGAAGGCAUCAAAUACUUCACCUGCCAAUAGAAAACGGAGAGCUUCGUCAUCAUCAGUCUCGAGUGUCUCCUCUGUCUCGUCCCUCGGGGAUUUGAGCGAGGACGCAGAUGACUCAGAAGAAGAUGCAGACGACGAGGAAGAACCGGCAGUCCGAGCCCCGUCUUAUGCUCGUCGUCGGGAUAGUAAGGCGGGGCGGCAACCCGCGAACACUAAGAGAAGACGUGUCUUGACGGAUGAUAGUAGUGAUAGCAGUGACGCUAAUGACUCUGAUGAUAGCUCAGAUGAUGUUUAUGCCGCUGUAGACUAUAUCACGGAUGCUGAAGAUGAAGAAGAAGAGCAAGAGAUGGAGAAGAUGGAGGAAAUGAUGAUUGUGGAGUCUGAGAAGACUCAGCGCCCCCCGUCCAGCACUGGAUUCACUGAUGAUCAAUGGGCUAUCAGCUCAUUUGAUGAUCACAUGUUCCUCCCCGCUGCAUCCUUCUUCGACGAAGAAAAUCUCUACAGUGCUAUGGAUACCUUUGGAGAGCCUGAGGUGACAAGUGAAGCCGUUGAGACUCCAAUGCCUCGGCGAGUUCACUUUGAAGAGCGAUCAGACUCGUCCUCGGAUAGCGAUUCCCACAGUGAUGAUGAGAUCCCUGGUGAUUUCCUGCAACAGGACAGCUUGGACCCCCAGCUGCGUCGUAUGAUCGAAAACGACAACGAAAAUUACCACAGAAGCCACCGCCGCCAAUCGGAAGAGAUGUUUGGUGACGCUGAUUACGGCCACGGAAGCAUUUACCACGUCGAGUCCGAUGGAUCGUCCGAGGGCAGCUUGAGUGGUUACGAGAGCGAUGAUGGUGAUACCACAGACGAGGAUCUCCCCCCACCAGCAACUAUCACCCACCCUCGAUCUCUUCUCCGCCGAGACUCAUCUGACUCUUUGGCCCCCGUGGACGACAAGAAUGACUGCGUGCCCCGCCGUCGCGGACCUAUCAUGGGAACCUUUAUAGCAGACCCCCACAAGCCAGUGGCUUUGGUCGAUUGCACUGGCAAGCAUCUUGUCAUCAUUCCUGCAUAUGCAUCUUCUCGCCAUGACUGGCUGGACUCUGCUGCCAACAGCAUGCCUGGAACUGCCAACACUAGCCCUCGCCAGACUACGCUUCACUUGAUUGAUGAAAGUGACACCGAUGCCCUUGCAUCCCCCAACCAGACUGAAUUCAGUCCUAUGCUGGCUUCGAGCGCUAACCUCAUGAUGACCGCUCUCGGCAACGAUCUCACCCCAGGUGGCCAGGUCAUGGGCCCUCCUGAGGCAUUCUACCCUUCCCAGGACUUCACCAUUGAUAGCUCCUUCGAAGAAGACGAAGAAGACGACCCAGAGGCUUCUCUCAACGUCGAUGAUUUCAUCGAUUUCGGCAAUGGAUCCUCUGAUGAAGACGAGGACAUGGAUAAGCCGUAUGAUGACUCUACCCAAGUGUCCCCGAUGGCUGUUCCCACUGGCAAGUCUAUGGGCACACCUACCCCUAGUCGCAAGUCUGAGUCACAAUCGACCAACAAGGAAGAGCGUUUCCUCAACCACCUUGAUCAGGGUAUUGUCACCGCCUUCCGUCGUAACCACAACCGCUACCAGGCGCUCCUCCGCCUUCCUCAGCACCGCGAGUUCAUGCCCGCGAACUCUCCCGCGCGUCCUGCCAGUGUCUUCCGACACGCUAAAAACAAUGAUCAGCGCACCCCCACCCGCAAGCGUAAAUCAAGCAGCAUUGCUGGUGGUGAGGCUGUGCGACGCAAGCUGAUGGACGCUCAGCAACGUCGCUCUCAGCUCCCUCUCUGA